Messenger RNA from Arabis nemorensis, 390 nucleotides. Lineage: Eukaryota; Viridiplantae; Streptophyta; Magnoliopsida; Brassicales; Brassicaceae. The record is from the annotation of a GenBank genome assembly.
AUGGAGAGCAAAAGAGUUGCAAUGGUUACAAUGAUGAUAGUGAUAGUAAUGGGAAACCUUCUGGCUGAAACAAGAGCUGAGAAAAUUCCUUUUAUGCAAUGUUUUCCUUCUUGUCUUGUAGAGUGUAAAGGUGAUUUACAAAAGUUUCCACAGUAUAUGAUUUGUCCAUUUACGUGUCUCAAAGCUUGUCUUCAUCCAACUCCAUCUACUCCUCCUCCUUCUUCGAGUUCUCUCUUUUCUGAGAAAAUUAUGGACCAAAGUGAUGAUUUAUGCAAAUUCGGUUGUGCUGUGCAUCGUUGUGCUUCCCUUUCUACUAUCCAAGAUCCAAAUGUGGAGAAAGUCACAGCUUGUGUUGAUUCAUGUUCGAACGAGUGUUCCAACAAGAACUAA